UUCCCGACUCCGCCACCUGACACGUGAGGCGGAGCGCAAAAGCGUCUCGGGGGACGAGAGGCGAAAGAGUCAAAUGAUGGAUGGAGAGAAGCGAAGGGGAAGGGAGCGAAAGCAGCACAAGACCGAGCUCGGGGGGACCGAACCGAAGCGGCGCACUGAUGACAUGAAUCGGCGCGCUCACAUCUGGAACAGCUUCAGCAGCUGCACCUGAAGGAGGACUUUUUGCUCCUUUUUUUUCUCGUUUCGCCUCUUCAAAUUGGAAUCGCUCCGGAAUGCUUUCCCCGCCGAGUAUGCGCAACUGAAAAAGAAACCUGCGAGGUAGGAAUGAGAAGUCUCAGAGGCUGAAGGAGUGAAUAACUUCAGAGUGAGAUUCGGCAAAGCUUCGCCCUGCUCCCUCCACAGGUUCAUGCGCACGCACGCCGUUUGUUUUGUAGAAUGAUCCCAGGAGGCCACGCACCUUCCAGAGAGCUAAUAACCCCCCACCCCCUUUACUUCCCAAAAGUCCCCUCCUUCCACCGGCCUCCCACCUCACCUGCACCAGUCACAACACGCCGGAGAUCCGCGGGGAGCUCUGAGAGCCCACCGGACGCGGGCGCAGAGACCAACUGAGAGUCACCAAGGCGGGAUGUCGAAAACCUCCAGGCUGGCCCGGCCUCCCUCAGCCGGCGCCGGAUCCAAGCUGCCCUCCCCCAGGAAGGAAUGCCCUGGCGUAACUUCUUCGGCCGGUCAGGCACGGGUACAGAGCGUCGGCGAGAAGCUGAUGAGGGCGGGCACUGACGGUGGGUUAACGAGGCAAAAAUCGCUCAUGGACAAAGCGGCGAGCCAAAACCAGUUGGAACCAAAGGGCCCAGGUGAGGCCGGACCCACCACGGAGUCAAACCCUCCGAAGAGUAAAUCCAACACGCCGAAAGCGGCGAGCCAGCACCACGGUUCUGUCCACAAGCAGACCAAGAGCAACCUGAGGGUCACCUCCCCCGAGGACGCCGAGUACGCCACAAGGAGGCAGGCCUCGCCAAAUGGGGCGCCCGCUUCCAGGGCAGACGCCAAAAGCAGCGGCCGCGCCGUACCGCGGAGACACACCUUAGGGGGAGCCCGAGGUAGCCGAGAGAUCCUGGCCAUGCAGCCGCCCGACAUGGACAAGAAGAGGGAGGCCUUCCUGGAGCACCUCAAGCACAAGUACCCACAUCACGCCUCGGCAAUCAUGGGCCACCAGGAAAGGCUGCGGGAGCAGUCUCUGCAGGCCAUGCUCUCCUCCCUGCACUCCGAGCUUGACAUUCAGAGCUACUUGAUGACCAUCCAGUCGCCCGGUCGCACAAGCAGAAGCCCCAAGCACUGCCCCAGCCCGCAGCCCGGCGUGGACGUGGACCACCUCUCCCUCAACUCCCUGGACUCGAUGGAAGCCAUGUCCGAGGUGGACGCGCCUAUAGGCUUCACCCGGGGCAGCCGGGUCCGCGCCAGCCUUCCUGUAGUCAGAUCCACCAACCAGACCAAAGACCGCUCGCUCGGCGUGCUCUACCUGCAGUACGGAGACGAGACUAAACAAAUCCGCAUGCCCAACGAGAUCACCAGCAUCGACACGGUCCGAGCUUUGUUCGUCAGCGCCUUCCCGCAGAUGCUCACCAUGAAGAUGCUGGAGUCGCCCAGCGUGGCCGUUUACGUCAAGGACGACAUGAGGAACGUGUACUACGAGCUCAGCGAUGUCAGGAAUAUCACAGACCACUCCUGCCUGAAAGUCUACCACAAGGACCCGGCGCAGGCUUUCAGCCACGGGCCCCGGCCGGCCAAUGACGACGCCAGGACGCACGGCGACAUGGUGAAUCCUCUCAGGCAGCCUCCAGGGGGUCCGCCGCCGCACCACCCGUUACAGGCGACGCUCCCUUCCUCUCCGCACUCCCCUUCCCGGAUCCCGUUCAGCCCGCGGCAGGGCUCUCUGCCCGGCAACGGCACCGUGCCCAGGGAGCGCCUUUCCACCGCCCCAGCCCGCUCCAGCUCGCCCUGCCCCAGUGCCAUCCUGGAGAGGCGGGAUGUCAAGCCAGACGGCGACAUGGGCGGAAAGGGUCACGGUGGCAGUAGGGCCAACGAGGGCCACUACGCCGACCCCUAUCUUCUCCAGGAGGGACGCAUGGGCAUGACGACGGCCCACGCACAGCACCCCAACACCGGGCACGACGGGCCGGAACACGGCUUCCACCGGGUGUCCAUCCGCUCCACGAGCUCUUACGGGGCGCCCAGCCCCAUAGACUCAAUCGACCACCCAUCCCUGUACAGGCAGAAGUCAAGAAACAGCCAACUUCCCACGCUGGGCUCCAAGACCCCUCCGCCGUCCCCUCACCGGAUGACCGACGUGCGGCUCAUCGACAUCCACGGUGGUGUUCCCAUGGAGAGGAGCUCGUCGGUGCGGCAGUCCUUCAGGAAAGAGGACGCGACGGGGACCAAGGGCAGGAAUAACGCGGCGCCGUCAGACGUCCACUCUCAAGGGCCUGUCCCGGCCGCGAGUGACAUUCAGACACGAGAGCGAAUGAAGGCAAUGGAGCAACAGAUUGCCAGCUUGACUGGUCUUGUUCAGCAUGCGCUUUUAAAGGGGCCAGACAAGGAGCCUCUAAGUGAGAGACCCUCAAAGACGUCGUCUCCAGCCCACAGUGCGCACAGCUCGAGUGGCUCACCGGUUUUGGCACCCAAGUGCAACGCUUUCGCUGCGGCCGCGGCGCCGCCACAAGACAAGCAGAGCCAGAUUCCUCUCAAAGCCAACCUGCUGCAGUUCAGGAAGAAUGUGUCGGAUCUCAGGAUGCAACUGCAGCAGAUGAGGCAGCUGCAGCUCCAGAACCAGGAGAUCAUGCGAGUGCAGCUGAAGCGAGCUGAGCAGGAAAUCGGCGCUAAACUGGCAGAGGCCCUGCGACGCCUGGAAGACCCCGUCCAAAAGCAGAGGGUUCUGGUGGAAGAAGACCGGCAGAAGUACUUGGGCCUGGAGGAGCGCGUGCUAACACAGCUCGGUGAUCUGGAGCAAUACGUGGGCACUCUCCAGAAGGACUUGUUGGGGACUCACCGAGCGGUGACCCUCAAGGAUGUGGAGGAGGGGGCGGUGACUCUGAGGAAGGUGGGAGAGUCGCUGGCAGGCCUGAAAGGAGAGUUUCCGGCCCUGCAAACCAGAAUGCGCGCCGUGCUCCGCGUGGAGGUGGAAGCCGUCAAGUUUCUCAAGGAGGAGCCUCACAAACUGGACAGCAUGCUGAAAAGGGUGAAGAGCCUGACGGACACGCUGAGCUCUCUGAGAAGAUCUGCAAGUGAGAGCAGUCAGCGAGUGGCCGACCCUUCUUCUGACAUCCCAGCGGACAACAUCCUAUUUCCAGCGGAGACCCCACCAGCAUCAGUAUCCACAGCGGCCCCGCCGGAGUCCCAGAGCUCCACCGUGAAAUCCGAGGUGAAGCCCUCCUCUCCGGUGGUGAUCCAUCACGUCCAAAGCUCCCCGGUUCCUGUGCGGCAAUCGCAACAGUCCGCCAGCUUGUCCGCCGCUCAGCCCAGCCCGCCUCUCGCAGCCUGCCCCGCUCCCUUCAACGCUCCCAGUCUGAGCAAGAGUCAAGGCCGGGAGUCCCCCAAGGCAACGUCCGCGGACCCGCCGAGCCCGGCCCACCAUAAAAUGACACUUGGGAGUCCGGUGAACCACGGCAACGGGACCGCCAACCAGGGUCUGGUCAUUGAGGAGCUGCAGCAUAGUAAGGAGAAAUGCAAGAACAGAGCAAUGUCCAUCGAGGCAGCAGAGAAGGAGUGGGAGGAGAGAAGGCAGAACAUGGGUCAGUAUGAUGAAAAAGAGUUUGAGAAAAUCCUCCAGGAGGCAGAGGCCAACAUGAUCAAGGGCCUUCCCAGCCCUGAUGUGGAAAGUAACCCACUGCUGCCCCCUGCUGCCUCCAGAGACCAAGCAAAAAUCCCCCUGGAGUCCCCAACAGAGCCUCAGCCUGAGCCUCCUAUGGACAAACCAGCUAAGAGGGUUCCGGAGAAGCUUUCGAAGCUGGUGAUGGAAAAAACUGCCAAACCAGCUCCGGAAAGACCCCCUAAGACCCCCGGGAAACCCGCAUCCCCGGAUUCUUUUAAUAAAAUGGGAUCCGAAAUUGUCGCCAAGUCCCCACCACCGCCGCCUCCCAGGAAGACCUUCGGCAACUCCGGCAUGACCACCACGCGUUCUGGAGAGGUGGUCUACACCAGCAGAAAGGACUCUCAGGAGGGGGAAGAGGAGAGACUGCUCCCUGUCGCCCAAAUCAAGCCCAAUAAAAGUGUCCCACCAGAACCCAGGAAGCCCGCUACUCCACCUCCUGUUGUUGCCAGGGAGGAGGAGGAUGAUAGCGACAGGAUCAUGGCAGAACUCCAAGUUUUCCAGAAGUGCACAAUUCAGGAAGUCGGGCCGCCAAACACGGCGGAGCCGGCUCCUCACAUGGAAGCUCAAAUAAGAGAGCUAAGAGCGGACAAGAAGCAGAGCUCAGAGCCAAAACAGGAUGAAAAAGAUCCUGACACGGACGAAAAUGGAAACACGACUGUCCGGCAAAGCCAAGGGGUCAUAUACUACGUGACCGGAAAGAUUCCAAAAGAGCAGCCGCACCAUUCCGGAACGGAGGAAUCCCACGAACACCGGGAGCCCACCCAGUCUCCAUCACAGGUGUCAAAUGUCACUAUUAACGACAAUUCUCCAGGCCAGCCACAACAGCAGGAGCAGCGACCGCCAAAAUUAACGGCACCCAAAUCACCACCGCCUAAGUCAGCACCACUCAAGUCCCCACCGCCUAUUUCGCCCAAACCUGCAGGACUGACUGCAUUCAAACUACCCAGGAAGCCCCUAAAACGCUCCGAGUCCUUGAAGACCAGUACCGAAAUGGAGAAGGGGAAGAACCUGAACAGAAUCGGCACAGAGAAGAAGAGUCAGCUUGUACUGGAGUCUGUCUCUUCCAGUAAGAAUGUAAAAUCCGAGGCUGGAGCGACCGCGUUAGCCAGAGAGGGGUCUAAAGGUUGCGCUCCACCACCGCCGCCGAGGAGGUCAUCAAGUGAGGAGCACAAUCCGCCUAAAUGUAACUUCGAGGAAGCUAAUGAAGAGGCUAGUCUUAGUCCUGACUUACCAGGAGAAGAGGCACCUCCUCCACCGGACAACAUUGCCUUUAUGAUCACUAACACUAAGGUUCAGGCCCUUUCUUGUGGGGAGUACAAGGAAUUGGUCAAUGCCAAGAGGGGAAGUGUCCAGACUGUGACUGUCGGUGGAGGGAACAAUGCAACGGAUUCCGACUUGCCUCUGGAUAAUGGCUUCAACAAGAAGCCCGUCAUCAUUAUUUUCGAUGAACCCAUGGACAUCCGGGCCGCCUACAAACGCCUUUCCACCAUCUUUGAGUGCGAAGAGGAGCUAGACCGGAUGCUAGCGGCGGAGCGGAUCGAUGAGGAGAGCGAGGAGUCGGACACUGACAGGAGCGGCGGGCUACAGGUGAAAACCGGAGUGCCCGGGUCGGUUGACGGCGAAAAGGUUACUUCUUCUCAAGCCGCCGAAGACCAUACCAGCCUGUCAUCGUCAUCGUCGUCAUUAAUUUUGGACUCAGCAGACACUGGAGUAUCGAACGGAGAGGCCAAGCAGGAUAGCAAGAAAAAGUUCAAGUUCAAAUUCCCCAAGAAACAGUUCGCAGCACUUACCCAAGCCAUUCGCACAGGCACCAAGUCGGGAAAGAAAACAUUACAGGUGGUCGUGUAUGAGGAUGAGGAGGAAUCGGACGGAACUGUAAAGCAGCACAAGGAAGCCAAGAGAUUUGAGAUCUCGCGCUCAAAAUCCUCAGCGGAGUCCCUCAAGGCACCGAGCCCCACCCCGCUAAAGAGGCACAACUCGGACUCUGUCUGCAGGACCAACGAGAUCCGUAAGAACACCUACAAGACACUGGACAGCUUAGAACAGACCAUCAAGCAGUUGGAGACCACCAUUAACGAGAUAGGACCCGUUUCUCCCGAAGAGCCGGUUUACUCUGAGGUGAAAAAGGGAGAGAAUGGCAAAGUGUCUGAAGGGCUGCGGCGGUCCGCCUCGCUUCCAACUUCCAAGGCGUCGGCACUGAAGCUGGCCAGCAAAGGUUCAUUCCAGAAGAAGCAUAAACCUCUGCUCCUUCCGCGCCCUGUAGUCAUCCCCGCCAGCACCAGCUCCAGCACCACCGCCGUCAGUGCCCCCAGUACCCCCAGCACCAUCCAACAGAAUACCAGUGUCGCUUCCCCCACUAGUCGGAUGCCCAUCCCUUUGUCCGCGAAGUCCAGGCAGUCGCCGGCUACUACUGACAAAGCAGGAAAACAGCCAAAACUGCAGGACGCUCAAAGGCAGUUCCGACAGGCUAACGGAAGUACUAAAAGAGUGGGAGCGGAUCAUAAAACUACCUCCCCCACUGUACCCGUCUCUAAAAUCCCCGCUUUUUACCCUAGCGCUACUAAAGGCGGCUCAGACGCCGCUAAUCCCGCUAACCCGUCCUCCUCUUCCAAGUCCUCCCUCCCGUCCUCCCAUAACGCUCGCUCGGCUUCCCUGCCCUCUUCGCACAUCCCCUCCCUGUCCAACGGCUCCCUCAAGCCCCCCUCGCAGCACGCGGCUAAAGCUCUCUCCUUCUCCUCGCAGACCCCCAACGGUCGAGUCCAUUCUUCCUCCUCCUUCUCCUCUUCAUCCUCCUCUUCUACCUCCCCCUCCCUUCUAUCGCCUUUGGGCCCGGGCGGAAAGAGCAUCCGCACCAUACACACCCCCAGCUUCACCAGCUACCGGGCCCACAACGGCAGCAGCGGCAAAUCCUGCAUCCCGACAGCCUCGGCGGCUAAGGACUAGCCCCGCUUUAGCUCCUUCGUAAUCCACGCGGCCCCCUAACUCCUCUUGUGUAGCAGCAAAAACUGUACUGUACUCGCCUAUGUGUUUUUUUUUGGGGGGGGGGGGUUCUCUUUCACGCAGGGACCAUGCAAAAUAAAAUGGCAGAAUCAGAGCUGUAACAGAAAAAGUGGCAGGCGGUGCAUUUGGCCCUUAGUGGGGCCUAACCACAA
This is a messenger RNA of Hippocampus comes (tiger tail seahorse), 7017 nucleotides long. Its product is annotated as KIAA1217 ortholog. The record is from RefSeq and is a predicted model, not a curated record. The coding region runs from base 626 to 6808 and encodes 2060 amino acids. The transcript has 22 exons. NCBI's taxonomy places the organism in Eukaryota, Metazoa, Chordata, Actinopteri, Syngnathiformes, Syngnathidae. Gene Ontology annotation, cellular component: cytoplasm.